AUGUGGAGCCGUGGGUUAACAUUUGUCCGAAACAGCUUGGCGAAUCAGAGCUGCCGUUUUUCGGUUGCAGCUUCAGGUAGUACGACAGAAAUCGAUGAUUUUCUUCAUUCAAUCAAUACUACAACUGUUCAGGUCCCCUCUAAAAAUACCAGAACGUUAGAGACAGCUACGGAGUUCUUUCGUUGGUUAGAUCAGAAUCCGGUGAAGUCCAUUAAUCACUUUAUCAACGCGGCUCAAAUGUCCAUCACAGUAAGAGCAGAUGACCAGAAAAAAGUGUUUGCAAUGGUCGAGAAAAUGGCAAACAACAUUCUUCCAACCUGUUAUGACAAAUUUGGAGUGCUCGAAAUAGUUGAUUCCCUGAGAUUCCUAUUGCAAAUAAACCCGAAAAGCAAAGUAGUAAACGACGUUCAAAAAUUAUUUUUAGAAAAAGGCAUCACAUCCGCUGAUCUUCAAGAUGUUCCAUUCAACACUAUUGUUAUGUUCAUUCGAUACUCUGAUUCCUCAGUCAACGAAAAAAUUCUCAACAUUCUCGCGGACGCUUUGAUUCGUAGAAUUGAAAAAGAACUUGGAAAUUCUUCUGAUCUACUAGCAAUUUUAGCUGGAAAAGGAUACGAAAAGUCGAAAUGGUUUCACAAUGCAAAAUUUGUUGCAGCUGCAGAAAAACUUGUUAGAGUUAUGGGAACGCCUGAGAAGUGUGCCCUUCUUAAAAUAAUGGGAAACCAUAAACAAAGGAACAAGUUGCUACUUAAUACAAUUGUCAACUCCAUAUCUUAUUCAAACGAAUGUUUGUCUGUGCCCCAAAUUGUUAGUGUCACAAGUUCCUGCUCUUCUCUGACAUUCUAUCCUCCAAAGAUUGCCAGAAAAAUUUCCGAAGAUUUGGAAAAGAAUUCUAACGUUCUUAGUGCUUGGGACGAUAUAGUCGCUAUCGCUGAUGCAUUUGUAAGAAUGAGAAUGGGUGAUGAAAAGUCGUGGAGUUUGCUAGUUCGGUGGGCUGCAGAGAAUGUGAAGCAAGCCAAUGUCGGACAGUUAAGCAGAUUUGUGUCCGGACUUGCCAGAGUAGGAGAACCAUCUGGAAAGCCUCUAGCAGCUGCACUGAAACCAUUGUUAGCCCGAGAGAAAACAUCAACACCUACUUCAUGGCUCAAUAUUGUAUACUCUCUUGCAUACUUCCAUGAACUUGAUGCCAAACACGCUGACUCAGUUUUGAAUCAAAGUUUCGUCGAUCAGAUAAUGAACUCGACAAUGGAAAUUCACGAUCGUCUGCGGAAGGCAAUCACUUUACUGAUGAUUAGUUCUGCAGCAAAAAUUGAUAUGCAAGGAGAAUACAAAGGUCCGACUGUCAAAAAGGAAACGUUCGCUCGGUUUGGAAUUAAUUUCGAUGCGAAAACCAUUAGAAAUGCACGACAAUUAAAGUACUCUAGCGAUCACAAAGAAUGCGAUGAAAUUUUUCUCAAAACACUGUUCAAGAUAGCUCCACAAGAUACUCAUUGUCAGCUUCCUAAUGUGGAAGAAUGCGGAGCUUUUGUUGAUGUUUACGUAAUGCCCGAUCCGGAAACUGAGCUCCUCGUCAGUACGACACAAUGGGGCUCUAGAAAACCUCGUCCAAUUUUCUUCUAUGGAUGGAUGCAGACAAAACAGAACACGGAGAUGGAAUCUAGUGAAUUAAAAAUCCUUGGCCAAGAACAGCUAGGGCUUCGUUUGAUUCGAGCUAACGGCUAUGAUCCAGUGGUUGUAUUCAAGUCAGAAUUCGAUUACUGUGCGACUGAUAUAGAAAAAGUGAAUAUGUUGCGGAAUAAAAUUCAUAAAGCUAUUUAA
Messenger RNA from Caenorhabditis remanei, 1815 nucleotides. RefSeq lists its product as uncharacterized. Bases 1 to 1815 code for a protein of 604 amino acids. The transcript is spliced from 8 exons. The record is from RefSeq and is a predicted model, not a curated record. Lineage: Eukaryota; Metazoa; Nematoda; Chromadorea; Rhabditida; Rhabditidae.